Quercus lobata is the source of this 1925-nucleotide messenger RNA. RefSeq names its product F-box protein CPR1-like. NCBI's taxonomy places the organism in Eukaryota, Viridiplantae, Streptophyta, Magnoliopsida, Fagales, Fagaceae. Bases 270 to 1412 code for a protein of 380 amino acids. The transcript is spliced from 2 exons. Gene Ontology annotation, molecular function: protein binding. The record is from RefSeq and is a predicted model, not a curated record.
UUGGUUUGAUUUGGACCCUCCGAUAUUUUAUUAACCACGUGUUCCACAUCGGUGUAAAAAGGCAUCAGUGUAGAAAGGGAAGAUAAUGGGAGGCUUUUUAACAGGAGGGGAGCUGUGGAUGCUCUGACAAAAACACUUCCUCUUUACUCUCUCAACCUUGACACCCUCUCUGCGAUCAAUAUCAUGGCUGUUCUUCCCUAAAACGGCUUCGCCACUCCUUCCUACAGCUCUUUAAACCCCUGUCUCUCUCUCUCUCUGGGGAAGCGGCAAUGUCAAACAACAAAACCACCAACAGAAUAAUUCCAUGGGAAUCCUUACCCGAUGAGAUUCUUACCAAUAUUUUCGUUUUCCUACCCAUCAAAUCAAUAAUCAUCUGUACCUCAGUUUCAAAAGCAUGGAAAUCACUAAUCAAAAGCCCAACUUUCAUUUCCACCCAUCUCCACCACUCCCUCGACAAAAACCAAAACCUCCUCUUCAUCGGCCCCUGCUCAGAGAAUCAGAAAGAAUUUUGCGCAUUGCAUAACGAAGAUGAUGCUUAUUUCACUCAACACGCCAGGUUUGAUUUCCCUUAUAACAGAAAAUACAGUGUGGUGGGUACUUGUCACGGCCUGCUCCUCCUUUCCGAUGUUGGUAACAAUAGCUUCUGUCUUUGGAACCCGUGUGUUGGAAAGUUACUGAAACUUCCUUCACCCAAUUUCACCGACGCUACGCAUGGUAGGCUCCACGCCUCUAAUGGGUUUGGAUUUGAUCCCAAAACUAAAGAUUAUAAAGUGAUCAGGGUUGUGACUUUGCUGGAAAGUCUUGCCCUUGAAAAGACUCGAACCCAGGUUGAGAUUUACACACUCUCCACUGGUCAAUGGAGAAUGCUUAGGACUGAUUUGGCUCCCAUAUGCGGUGUAUAUUGGACUGACCCACAGAUAUUUAUCAACGGGGCUCUGCAUUGGGUUGCAUUUAGAGUUUGUGAUAAUAACCUUCAUAAUUUUGUUCUGGUUUUCGAUUUGGGUGACGAGGUUUUCCAUGAGAUACUCCUGCCAGAAUUUCCACGUCUGAUGUACGAUUCUGUUUCUGUAUAUAGGAAUUCCAUUGCCUUGUUUGAAAAGGAUAAUGGCUUUCUCCAUAUCUGGGCGAUGAAAGAGUAUGGUGUUGUGUCCUCGUGGACUAAAGUUUUAAGUUUACCUAGUUCUAGUCAACGUUUCUUUGGUUCAAGGGAUGAUAUACCGAGGGCACUAGGUUUUCGAAGGAAUGGUGAGGUUAUAUUAAAAGUGGAUGGAGGACGCCUCAUUUCGCUGGAUCUUGAGACUCGAGAGAUUAAGGAUCUAAGGAUUAUUGGAUGUAAGAAAACUAUUGUUGAUUAUUAUGUGGAGAGUCUAGUUUUGCUCGACAAAGCUGCCAACAGUGAAGAUACAUACUGAGGAAAUAGGGACAGAUCAGGGAAUAAGCGGAUUAUGGAUUGCUACAACAAAACUGUGUCAUCUAAAAGUGAAGCAACUUUCAUUUCACUUAGAGAACCGAUGAUGGCAAUCUAGAGAAAGGGACUCCAUAGUGCCAUUGUGCUGAUGCAGAAUAAAAACUUCUUGCAAAAGCUCCUUGAAGAUGAUUGCAUAAACUGGAGAUUGGAACCUGUUUUCAAAGUCAUAAGGGUAUUAAGGAGUGAGUUUGGUAAUGUACUUAAUUAUGUAGAUAGAGAAUAUUGGAAUGGGUUGUUGAAUUAGUUUAAUGUUGUUUCAGAUUAUAUUAAUAUAACCUGGGAGGGGCAUAGUUUGCUGUUGAUGUUUAUGUUGUUCUGAGACUCUGUACUUGUGCUCUACUUGUAUCCAAAAAUAUAUUAAUUACUUUUCUAAUGAACUUUAUGCAUAAAAAUAUUGUUGUUACCUUACUAUUCAUUCUUCAAUAAUGCCGAGAGCCCAGGUGCUUUUCUGUUGAUA